Dermacentor andersoni is the source of this 1841-nucleotide messenger RNA. RefSeq names its product serine/arginine-rich splicing factor 6-like. Gene Ontology annotation, cellular component: nucleus; cytoplasm. Gene Ontology annotation, molecular function: mRNA binding. The record is from RefSeq and is a predicted model, not a curated record. NCBI's taxonomy places the organism in Eukaryota, Metazoa, Arthropoda, Arachnida, Ixodida, Ixodidae.
CGGCACUGUUUUUGUCCGGGAAGGAGCUGAGUUGGUUCUUUAUCCUAUGGAGUAGCUGUUUGUUGCGUAGUGUCGAGAGGCCUAUGGUUAAGCAUCUGCAACGCUAACUAUUUCGCACCGCGAAGUUCUGCUGUCGUGCCAACUUGGACGUUUUCCGCAACUUGCGGUACGCGUUUCCACCUUCUUUUCGUUUCAAGACAAGGAAGCCAUGACAACCCGGGUGUUUAUCGGGCACCUCAGCUAUCAGGUCCGCGAGAAAGACGUGGACCGCUUCUUCAAAGGCUACGGGCGCGUCGGCGACAUACACCUGAAGAACGGCUUUGGGUUUGUGGAGUUUGAGGACCACAGGGAUGCAGACGAUGCCAUCAAGGACCUCAAUGGCAAGGAGCUGCUUGGAGAAAGGGUUUCCGUGGAGCUGGCUCACGGAAGUCGCCGUGGACCUGGGGGCAGGAUCCUUGCACCAGGUUCACGGGACUGGAGGUCGCCACCAGGAGGAGGUGGAGGAGGCGGAGGAGGGCGAUACCAGGGUGGAGCCAGAGACAGCAGUAGGUUUGGGCCUCCGGUGAGGACAAACUACCAGCUGGUCGUCGAGAACCUGAGCAGUCACGUCAGCUGGCAGGACUUGAAGGACUACAUGCGCCAGGCGGGCGAGGUGACCUUCACGGAUGCACACAGCAACCGGCCUAACGAAGGGCUUGUCGAGUUCUCCAACUAUGCGGAUAUGAGGAAUGCCCUGUCGAAGCUGGACAACACGGACCUGAGUGGGCGCCGGAUCAAGCUCUACGAGUCGAAGAAGAGCCGAGCAUCGAACCGGUCCCGUUCAAGGUCCCGCUCCAGGUCUCGGUCCCGGUCCCGCCGCUCGACGUCGGACUCGCGUUCUCGCUCCAGGUCCCGCUCCAGGUCUCCUCGCUCCCGGUCGGCAUCCAAGUCUCCGGUACGCAGGAAGAGCCACUCUGACAGUCCACGCAACCGCUCCCGUUCCAGGAGCAGGAGCGCGUCGCCGCAGCGCCGUUCAUCUUCCAAGUCGCCCCCUUCCAAGCGGCAGAGCCCCGACGACUGAGCAGGGGCUUCGAGUUUCCCUUCCCCUCGGCUUGAAGCAAUGAAGCCAUGCUUCCUGCUUGGCAGGCUGCUUCUUUGAUUUUUAUACUUGCCAGGCUCUUGUGUCUUCACCAUGAUUUCUCUUGUGCCACCCCAUUUGAUGCCUGUGGAAGUUGCUACCAAUUUUUGUUGUCUGCUCCGAGAGAGGGGAAGUGGGAAAUAUCGUGACAUUCAAUGUUGUGCACAAUGUGGAAACCAUUUUUUUUACCCCCUCCCCUUUUUUCACAAGGUUUAUCUUGCCAUCAGUGCUAGCAUGAAGGGCUGCAAUGUCUGUCCUGCAUGAGAAAUCGCAGCUUCAUUUGUUUUGAUAAUUAUUUUUUUAUUGCAAGUUUAAAAGAUUGUGUGGAGGUUUACUCCGAAUGAAACUGUAGCCAUCUAUCUGUUCGACCUUUUCUUUCUAGGUUGAGGUAGCAGGUUUUGCGAACAAAGGGAGUAGGUUACUCAGAUUCCCACUUAUAAUCGUGCUCUACCCAGUUCAUGGUUCAGUUAUGUUCAGAGGGAAGGAGAAAUUCGCACAUGAAGCAGCCAUACCGUGUUCCAGUAUUUUUCUCAUUAGGGAGUUUUUGUUUGUGAGAUUGAAAGUAAUUGUUCCUUUUUUUUAAUGUUGGAUUGCUAAAGCCUUUUAGAAAAGUGAGGUCUCUAGUAUCCUUUUGUAAAGACAUCAUUUGGUGAACCAUGCAAUAGGCUACUUUCUUUGUAAAAGAUUGUGUUUGCACCUGUGUAAUAAAAAAUUUCCCAUCAAA